Molecule: messenger RNA, 5520 nt
Organism: Sinocyclocheilus rhinocerous
Lineage: Eukaryota; Metazoa; Chordata; Actinopteri; Cypriniformes; Cyprinidae
Gene: dcc
Product: DCC netrin 1 receptor
Exons: 33
Biological process (GO): cell-cell adhesion
Cellular component (GO): membrane
Molecular function (GO): protein binding
Source: RefSeq, a predicted model, not a curated record
AUUGUUUUUAUUCUGUAAGCGUUUUCUGAAAGCAGUAAAGCAUUUGAUGCUGUUGAAUGUUGUAGUGAACACCGUGAGCCAAACUCCUCCAGUGCGUUAAUACAGAGUGUGCUUUAAAGCCUCGCUUCACAUGGUGCUUUUCAUAAACUAAAGUAACAGGAACCCAAGCUUUUUUUUUUUUUUCCAGCUGAGACCAUCAUGAAACCUGGUGAGAUGUGGAGGUAUAAACGCACUCGAUCCGUGCCAUUGUCCCGCGCACACACGCGCUCGGUGUGAGUCUCUCUCUAUUCCGCGCAGAUGGCAGGUGGAUCCGGUUCCAGACGGACUCUGUGGCGGGUUUUCGUCCCUCCCUCUUCAGAUCAAUGAAGUCUCAUCGCCAAACUCAUCGCGCACAGAGAGCGAGCGGCGCGGCGCGGCGCGUCAGUCAGUCAGAGGAACCGCCGCGUGCGUCACGACCGGAUCGAGGAUGGAGAAUCGCGCUGUUUAACGACACGGUAUCGCUCGCGCUGGUCGUUUCCAUUCACGGGAGCGCAGGAUCCUCAAUCGCGCGGAUUGAUUGAUUGAUUAAUAGCGGAUUUUGCGGUGAUUUUGACCAUCAUGGGCUGCGUCACUGGAGAUAUUCACCGGAGCAGACUUUACGCACUCCUCAUCGGGCUGCAUGUUCUCACCGGUGUCUCCAAAACGCACGGCUUGGAUGCUCGGCGGUCUUUCGUGGAGCUGCGGUUCGUGCUGGAGCCGCAGGACGCGGUGACGGUUCGGGGCGGUGUGCUGCAGCUGGACUGCGAGGCGCGCUCGGAUCAGGGCGUUCCGGUCAUCUCCUGGAAGAAGGACGGCGUGCUGCUGAGCGCGGUGGUGGACGAGCGCAGACAGCAGCAGUCCAACGGAUCACUCCUGGUGCAGAACGUGCUGCACUCGCGCCACCACCGUCCAGACGAGGGCUCGUACCAGUGCCUGGCCUCGCUGGAGGGCCUCGGAGCCAUCGUCAGCCGCACCGCUGAAGUCUCCGUCGCCGGUCCUCUGCGCGUGGUCGUCCCCACCGAGUCGAUCUCGGCUCAUCUGGGCGACACGGCUCUGCUGCGCUGCGAGGUGACGGGCGAGCCCAUGCCCGUGGUGCGCUGGCAGAAGAACAGGGAGGACCUGCCCUUGACCUUUGACCCCGAAAGCAGAGUGGUCAUCCUGCCCUCCGGAUCUCUGCAGGUCAGCAGGAUCCAGCCGCCGGACUCGGCCACGUACCGCUGUCUGACGGAGAACCCCAGCAGCUCCCGCACUGGCACAGACGCCGACCUGCGCGUCAUACCGGAGCCCGGAGUAGCGCGAGCGCUGACGUUCCUCCAGAGGCCUCAGAAGGUCACGGCUCUACAGGGCAGAGAUGCGGUUCUAGAAUGUUCCGCCUCCGGCUAUCCCACCCCAUCCUUCUACUGGAUGAGAGGAGACGAGCUGAUCCAGAGCAGAUCAAAGAAAUACUCUCUCCUGAGCGCCAGCAACCUUCUGAUCAGCAGCGUCACAGACGACGACUCGGGAACAUACACCUGCGUCGCUCACAACAAACAGCAGAACAUCUCUGCGCCCUGCGAGCUCUCCGUGCUCGUGCCUCCUCAGUUCCUCAGCUACCCGUCGAACACGUAUGCGUAUGAAAGCACGGACAUCGAGAUGGAGUGUGCCGUGGCGGGAAACCCGCAGCCCACCGUCCGCUGGGUGAAGAACGGAGAGGCCGUCAUUCCCAGCGACUACUUCCAGAUCGUGGAGGGCGGUCAUCUCCAGAUUCUGGGUCUGCUCCGCUCAGACGAGGGUUUCUAUCAGUGUAUCGCUGAGAACGAGGCGGGAAACAAUCAGGCGAUGGCUCAACUCAUCCUGCUGCAGCCCGUGACCCCGAGCUCAGGCGUCCUCCCCUCCGCUCCCCGUGACGUGGCCCCUGUCCUCGUGUCCAGCCGCUUCGUGCGCCUCGGCUGGCGGCCCCCGGAGGAGCCGCGCGGAACCGCCCUGACCUACGGCGUCUUCUUCUCAGAGGAGGGAAUCAACAGGGAGCGCAGCGUGAACGUGACGGAGGCUGAGAGUCUGCAGCUGACGGUCCAUAAUCUCAGACCCGAGGCCACUUACUCCUUCAGGGUGGUGGCGUAUAAUGAGCAGGGCCCCGGAGAGAGCUCAGAGGCCAUCCGACUGUCCACGCAACCCGAGCUUCUGGUUCCUGGUCCAGUGGAGAACCUGCGGGCAGAAGCUGCGUCUCCAUCCUCCAUCCAGGCGUCCUGGGAUCCUCCGUCCCACGCCAGCGGCCCCAUCCAGAGCUACAGACUGCUGUGGACCGAGACGUCCACCGGGAAAGAGCAGAAUGUGGAGGUGGUGGGUCAGAGCUACAGCAUGGAGGGCCUGAAGAAGUUCACAGAGUAUUCGUUACGAGUGCUGGCGGUCAAUCGGCACGGGCCCGGCCUCUCCGAGACAGACACGCUCAUCACCACGCUCUCAGACGUGCCCAGCGCUCCACCGCAGAACAUCUCACUGGAGGUCGUCUACUCACGGAGCAUUAAGGUGAGCUGGCAGCCUCCACCUGCAAACACACAGAACGGAUUCAUCACCGGAUACAAGAUCCGCCAUCGCAAAACGGGCCGGCGGGGGGAACAGGAGGCCAUCGAACCCAACAACCUCUGGUACCUGUUCACCGGACUGGAGAAAGGCAGCCAGUACAGCUUCCAGGUGGCAGCCAUGACGGUCAAUGGCACGGGGCCCAGCAGCGAGUGGCACACGGCCGAGACGCCUGAGAAUGACCUGGACGAAACUCAAGUUCCCAACCAGCCGAGCUCUCUGCACGUGCGUCCGCUGCCCAACAGCAUCAUCAUGAGCUGGACUCCGCCGCUGAACCCCAACAUCCUCGUGCGCGGCUACAUCAUCGGCUACGGAGUGGGCAGCCCAUACGCCGAGACCGUGAGAGUGGACAGCAAGCAGCGCUACUACUCCAUCGAGAACUUGGAGCCCAGCUCUCAUUACGUCAUCUCUCUGAAGGCCUUCAAUAACGCAGGUGAAGGAGUUCCUCUGUACGAGAGCGCCGUCACCAGAUCAAUGUCAGACCCCUCGGACCCGUCCGAUGACGAUCUGUUCCAUCUGUUUGAUAAAUUCCCUACCCCCAUCCCAGAUACGUCCACGCCCAUGAUUCCUCCUGUAGGUGUGCAGGCCGUGGCGCUCAUGUCCGACUCGGUGCGCGUCAGCUGGGCCGAUAACUCCAUUCCCAAGAACCAGAAGUCCUCAGAGGUGCGCUACUACUCCGUCAAGUGGAAGACCAGCCACUCCACCAGCAGCAAAUACAAGUCGGCUGAUACUACAGCCCUCAGUCACACUGUCACGGGUCUGAAGCCCAACACCAUGUAUGAGUUCUCUGUUAUGGUGACUAAAGGACGCAAGUCCAGCACGUGGAGCAUGACGGCACAUGCCACCACUUAUGAAGCAGCACCGAGCUCAGCCCCAAAGGACCUGACUGUGAUUGGCCGAGAGGGACGUCCACGAGCCAUUCUGAUUAGCUGGCAGCCGCCGCUGGAGGCCAACGGACGAAUCACAGGUUAUAUCCUGUACUACACGCUGGACAAGAACAUGCCCAUCGACGACUGGGUGAUGGAGCCCAUCGGCGGAGACCGGCUCACGCACCAGGUCAUGGACCUCAACCUGGACACCGUCUACUUCUUCCGCAUCCAGGCCAAGAACGCCAAAGGAGUGGGUCCGCUGUCGGAGCCUGUGCAGUACAGGACGGCCAAAGUUGAGCAUCCGGAUAAGAUGGCCAAUGAUCAAGGUAAGCAGAUGAUCGCAGCGUCUGGUCUCUCGUCCGCUGCUGAUAAUUCUCCUGUGUGAGUGUGUGUGUGCAUUGACAUGAGCAGCCUGAACGAGCCUCCGAUCGGUCAGAUGCGGCCGCCUCAUGGCAGCGUGACGCCUCAGAAGAACAGCAACCUGCUGGUGAUCAUCGUUGUUUCUGUGGGAGCCGUGACUGUGGUGGUGGUGGUGAUCGUCGCCCUGAUCUGCACCCGCCGCUCAUCCGCACAGCAGAGGAAGAAACGUGCGACACACAGCGCUGGGAAACGAAAGGGCAGCCAGAAAGAUCUGCGACCUCCUGACCUCUGGAUCCAUCAUGAGGAGAUGGAGCUAAAGAACAUAGAGAAGCCCUCGAGCUCCGCCCCCUCCGGCCACGAGUCGCCAAUCCAGAGCUGCCAGGAGAUGGCGCCGGUCAGCCACAGCCAAUCAGAGAGCCAGAUGGGCAGCAAGAGCAGCCACUCAGGUGCAGACGGGGAUGAUGCUUCCAGCAGCAUUUCCACAUUAGAGCGAUCGUUAGCCGCCCGCCGGGCCACGCGCACCAAGAUGAUGAUUCCCAUGGACUCUCAGCCCAGCAACACACCGGUGGUCAGUGCCAUCCCAGUUCCCACGCUGGACAGCAGUCAGUAUCCGGGCAUCCUGCCAUCGCCCACCUGCGGAUUCACCACACACCCCAAAUUCACCCUGCGACCCAUGCCUUUCUCCACACUGAGCGUCGACCGUAGUUACGCUGCCGCGAUGUCAGCGGAGUGCGCCGCUCCAAUGGCCCCGCAGCAGCCGCAGGCACUGAUUCCCACGGCGCAGUCGGAGCCGUCGGGGUUGGAAGAGAUUCCCAGCCGCACCAUCCCGACCGCUUGUGUGCGGCCCACGCAUCCCCUGCGCAGCUUCACCAACCCGCUCCUGCCUCCACCCAUGGGCACCAUCGAGCCCAAGGUCUACACGCCCAUGACAGGUGGGAGUUUACCCAAACCGCAGGUGAAGACGGCCUCGCUGGGUCAGGCUGGGAAGGCCCGCUCUCCGAAGAAACAUGCUAGCGACAUUCCGUCGGUUCCCACAUCUUUAGAGAGAAAACUCACGGAUGAUGCAUCUGCUGUGUACGAGCAGGACGAUCUGAGCGAGCAGAUGGCCAGUCUGGAAGGUCUGAUGAAGCAGCUCAAUGCCAUCACGGGUUCGGCUUUUUAACGCAGACGCAGAGGACUCUCUCUGACUCACCUGAAGCCCUCAAACGGGAUUAUAAAGGGAAAAUGACUCCGAACCGAAUCUCCGCGAUGGAGAAGAAGCGUCUCUUUUCUAACACUGUCUGAGAUUUUAUACUGGUUUACGUACGAUCUGAACGCAGAUCCAUCAGGAGGAAGACUGUGAGGAUUCCUGAGCUUCAUCUACUGACGGAAACCUUUCCCAUGGGAUUAUUAGCGAUUCAUCUCAAACACGACCGAGUUGGCAAAAUACACAUUUUCACUGACAUCUUGGCAAUCUAUUGCUGCCAAAAUCCCUUGAAUACACUUCACUGGGGAACUGUAUGUUCACACUAGAAAGCGGUCGGAUGAAGCCGAGAAGAUCGGAUCAUUUUGCUCACGCAGCACUGAUUUUUGUUGUUGAUUGUUUGCUGUGUCUCUUUGUGAAUCUCAUAUUGGUUUAUUAUUUGACCGUAGAGGAACUGUAAACCCCUGCAGUGUGCUCUUGAGUUCACUUUAUGCAUUUCAUCUCCAUCCAGGGAUAAAUGAACCACUUGUG